AUGAGACCUUCGUCGUCUUCGAGAAGAGGCGACAAGCGACCUUCGAGGACAAGCCAGAGCCUCUUCUUCGCGCUGGCCAUAUCCUCGCAGCUACCAGCAGCCAACGCAAUCGUGUUCCCAAGCUAUCACCCCAACUACAAGACCGACUACCUUCAACUGAACAAGCGGUACAACCCCGCCAGACGAGGCCCACCCGAGGACUGGAAUGGGAGAAUCCCCUUGAAGGUCACCAACUCAUGUCCUGACACGAUCUGGCCCGGCAUCACAACGCAGCAUGGCGUCGGUCCUGGAAUCGGUGGUUUCGAGCUUGCCUCGGGUGACAGUCGAGACAUGUGGGUUGGGCCAACUUGGCAAGGCCGCGCUUGGGGGAGAACCAAUUGUACCGUCAAUGGAGAGUCGGCAGGCUGCGAGACGGGUGAUUGCUUUGGAAAGCUUGACUGUGAAUUCAGUGGUGCUGUUCCCGCAACUCUCGCCGAGUUCAACUUGGCCGGCGGUGUCUCUGGACGCCAAACGUUUUACGAUAUCUCCCUAGUCGAUGGCUACAACAUCCCUGUGGGCAUCAACUACAUCCCCGCCGAGAACACCACUUAUAUCCCGCCAAAUCUGACCAACUGUGCCUGCAUCGCAACGACAGGCUUCCUGUCACAACGCGCGGCAAGCGGCACCGUCUACACCAACAGCACAUACCCCGUUCCUUGGGAACCGACUGAGUCCAACGAGAGUUCCAAGGACUGGUGCCCAUGGCCACUGCUUUCCAACCCGCCAGACAAGCCCGGCGACGGUGUCUAUCCCUAUCCCGAUGACAAUAUCCAGCGUCCGACCUUCAGCCCGUGCAAGAGCCAAUGCGCGGCCACGAACUCGGAUCACGACUGCUGUAUAGGCAAAUGGCAUGACCCCAAUAAGUGCAAGCCAGGCUUGUACUCCAGACACGCCAAGGCCCUGUGCCCCGACGCAUACAGCUUCGCCUUUGACGACCAAACCUCGACCUUCAUCAUCCCAUCAGGCGGCGGCUGGGAGGUUGUCUUCUGCCCCGCUGGAAGGAGCACUAACAUUCUCCGGACCAUGGGACCGCAGCUGUUCGAGCUCGCGAGCGCCGGGUUCCUGAGCCAGAAGAACCUGGACCUGGUUAAGAAUCAAUCCUACAUAGAGUCUGAGAGCGAAAAGAACGCUGCUCCAGGCCUGGCCUCGUCGUCUCUGUGGGCCAUCUGUGCGGCGGCUACAACCGCUGCCAUGCUGUUGGGUUGGUAG
This is a messenger RNA of Colletotrichum abscissum, 1248 nucleotides long. Its product is annotated as thaumatin family protein. The coding region runs from base 1 to 1248 and encodes 415 amino acids. The transcript is spliced from 2 exons. Gene Ontology annotation, biological process: defense response. The record is from RefSeq and is a predicted model, not a curated record. Gene Ontology annotation, cellular component: extracellular region. Lineage: Eukaryota; Fungi; Ascomycota; Sordariomycetes; Glomerellales; Glomerellaceae.